AUGGUUGUGGUAAACAACAUAAGGCUCCUUGGUGAGCAGUUCAGUGAAGCAAGGAUAGUGGAGAAGCUGAUUUCAACCUUGCCUAAGAGCUAUGAGUCGAAAAUUUCAUCCCUCAAAGACUCAAAGGACCUGACCAACAUCACAUUGACAGAGCUGAUCAAUGCUCUCUAUGCUCAGGAGCAAAGAAGAGCUAGCAGACUGGAAGAGCACCAAAAAGGUGCUUUCCAAGCAAAAACCAAUUCUGCCUCGAGCAAGACUGGCUACAAAGGCAAAAAGACUUGGAAAGACAAACCAAAGUCUGCAAGAAGAAGGGACCAACCCUAUAGACAUUGCAAAAGACCUGGUCAUCCAGAAGCAAAUUACUGGUUUAGACCAGAUGUGCAGUGCCAACAUUGUAAAAAGAUAUGGCAUGUUGAAAAGGUUUGCAGAAGCAAAGGCAAACCAAGACAGUACCAACCACAACAGCCAAAGGCUGAAGCUCGACUGGCAAAAGAAGACAGUGACUGUAAAGAGCAAGUUUUUACUGUGUCAUGCUCAAUUGCUCAGGAGAAGCUUACAAAUGGUUGGCUCUUGGACAGUUGUUGCGCAAACCACAUAACACUAGAUGCUGCCAUUUUCAAGUCGUUAGAAAGAAGCUGCAAAACCAAGGUUAAGAUUGGUAAUGGCCAUUUUAUAAAGGCAGAAGGUAAAGGAGAUGUAUUGAUAUGCACUCCUACAAGUAACAAGCUCAUCUCGAAUGUGUUGUUGGUACAUGAAAUUGAUAGAAACCUGCACAGUGUAGCUCAACUGCUAGAGAAAGAGUAUUAUGUAGUGUUCAAGGGCAAAGAGUGCCAAAUCAAUGAUCCAAGUGGAUCCAAGCUCAUGGCAGUCACUAUGGCUGAUAAGAGCUUUGUUGUUGACUGGACAAAUGGCUCAGACACUGCCUAUACAGCCACAACAGAUGAAUCCAAGCUUUGGCAUCAAAAGCUUGGUCAUGCCAACUAUAGAUCAAUGGACCAGCUAGACAGAGAAGACUUGGUUGAAAACUUCAUUAGUUCAGUUGAGAAAUAG
Messenger RNA from Gossypium raimondii (Peruvian cotton), 1050 nucleotides. RefSeq lists its product as uncharacterized. The record is from RefSeq and is a predicted model, not a curated record. Lineage: Eukaryota; Viridiplantae; Streptophyta; Magnoliopsida; Malvales; Malvaceae. Bases 1 to 1050 code for a protein of 349 amino acids. The transcript has a single exon.